Messenger RNA from Cydia amplana, 502 nucleotides. It is a transcript of the gene Roc2, whose product is annotated as RING-box protein 2. NCBI's taxonomy places the organism in Eukaryota, Metazoa, Arthropoda, Insecta, Lepidoptera, Tortricidae. The record is from RefSeq and is a predicted model, not a curated record. Bases 72 to 416 code for a protein of 114 amino acids. Gene Ontology annotation, biological process: ubiquitin-dependent protein catabolic process; protein ubiquitination. The transcript has 2 exons. Gene Ontology annotation, molecular function: zinc ion binding; ubiquitin protein ligase activity; cullin family protein binding. Gene Ontology annotation, cellular component: nucleus; Cul5-RING ubiquitin ligase complex.
CAACAAUACAUACAUUUCAAAGGUUUCUGUAAAGUUUUGUGAGCUGUACUUUGUUUUUGCAUAUUCUAAGAAUGUCGAAUAUGUCUGGAGAAGAUUGUGACGGUCUAGACCGAGGCGAUAACGAUGGUCAGAAGUCGGAUAAAAUGUUCACGUUGAAGAAAUGGAACGCGGUGGCUAUGUGGAGCUGGGACGUCGAAUGUGAUACCUGCGCGAUUUGCCGCGUCCAAGUUAUGGAUGCCUGCCUCCGCUGCCAAGGCGAAAGCAAGAAGGACUCAUACGGCAAACAGGACUGCGUGGUGGUGUGGGGCGAGUGCAACCACAGCUUCCACUUCUGCUGCAUGUCGCUGUGGGUCAAACAGAACAAUCGCUGCCCGCUGUGCCAGCAGGAGUGGUCCAUUCAGCGGAUGGGCAAGUGAAGCUUCUGGCCCCGUCUCCCGUUGGCCACGGGACGUACCCUCCGAGCGCGCACGCUCAUCGCUGACACUGACCCCCUUACAUUUAU